Messenger RNA from Entrophospora sp. SA101, 654 nucleotides. The record is from the annotation of a GenBank genome assembly. NCBI's taxonomy places the organism in Eukaryota, Fungi, Glomeromycota, Glomeromycetes, Entrophosporales, Entrophosporaceae.
AUGGCUAACAUUGUUCUUCCUCUUUGUGUUCCUUCAUCAUACAAAGAUCAUCAGUAUCAAGGAUCUACUGUAGAACUUAGCAAAGAUCUAUCCAACAGUACAACUUUGUAUAUUGGAAAUUUAUCAUUUUAUACAACAGAAGAACAGAUCUAUGAACUAUUUUCAAAAGCAGGAGAAAUCAAGAGGAUAAUUAUGGGAUUGGAUAAGUUUCAAAGAACACCUUGUGGAUUUUGUUUUGUUGAGUAUUAUUCACAUCAAGACGCAUUAGAUUGUAUGAAAUAUAUUAAUAGCACCAAAUUAGAUGAAAGAAUUAUUAGAACAGAUUUAGAUCCUGGGUAUAAAGAUGGGAGACAAUUUGGAAGAGGUAGAUCUGGUGAUGAAUAUAGGCAAGAUUAUGAUACAGGACGUGGUGGAUGGGGGCAUCUUCGUGCAAAAAAUGAAGCAGAACGUGCAAGAAGACAAAAAGAAGAAUACGAAGCCAUUACUUCUAUUCCUAUGGGUGCUGGUGAAUACAAAGGAAAAGGAACUACAUCAAAGAAACAUGAAAGAGAUAGUGAUGAUCAAGGGCGUGAAGAUCAAGGUCGUGAAAAGAAUCCACGUUUUAGAGAAGACAAAUCAGAUGAUGAGGAGGAUGAAAUGCAAACUGAUGUUUAA